Molecule: messenger RNA, 480 nt
Organism: Drosophila virilis
Lineage: Eukaryota; Metazoa; Arthropoda; Insecta; Diptera; Drosophilidae
Source: RefSeq, a predicted model, not a curated record
UUGUGGAUUCUCAGUGUAUUGCAAGCCGCCGAAGAUUCAGAGAACCAUCCACAGACCAUGAAGUUGAUCGCUGCUUUUCUCAUUGUGGUGUUCGCAGCGUGCGCGUGCGCCUCCUGCUCCAGCUAUCAACCUGGUGUCGCAUCGCCGCCUUGCCCAAGAAACUAUCUCUUUAGCUGCCAGCCGCAGCUGGUGCCGGUGCCAUGCAGUGCUUCAGCUGCCAGCUGUGGAUCUGCGGGCGCAUACACGGAGCAAGUUCCCUCUUACGUCUACUAUGGAGAUAAACUGCAUGGAUCGGGCUAUAUGUAUCAAGCGUAGUUAUAGUGCAUUUUGCCAAUGCCAGACAACCCCAAGAAUAUGAAUUUUGUAUCUACGUAUCUUAGUAUCUGAAAGUCCCUUCAACAAAUUGUACUUUGAUGAGGUAAACUUAGGAGGGCUAAGCGUUAAACACAUAUAAUACAAAUAUCAUUGUUUUUAAAAUAA